AUGCCUCAGGUCGAGGAGACGCUCGCGAGCUAUCUCUCGCCUGAGACAGCAUCGUCCCUAAAAUCCCCGACUUUGCCCACCAGACCCCUGCGUACAACAUCAGCGCUGGUGGGCAGGGCUUAUGCCUCAGCAGGUCAGGCGGCCUCAUGUCUCCACACUAUGGCCAUCCUCCAGGCAUAUCAAGCCGACCUGCUGGGGGAGAUAGACGAGAGUGGCGAGGCGACUUUUGAAACUAUCCAAGAGCUCAGGAAGGCUACCGACUUAUCUCUCCGGGCCACCAAGGAGACGGCAAAAUCAAUAGGCCGCUCUAUGGCAGCCCUGGUGGCCACGGAGAGACAUUUAUGGCUCAACUUAUCAGAUAUAAAAGAGCGAGAUAAGUCUGUGCUUCUGGAUGCACCUGUGUCUCCCCUGGGCCUCUUCGGCGACUCGUUACAUCUGUCGUCGAGAGGUUCCAGGAGGCAAAAAGACAGUCGGCGGCCUUCCAAAAGUUCCUCCCUCGCCGCUCUGCCGAGGCUGCUGAGCGGGAGCAGCCUCGGCCAUCUACAAGCUCCUCUACUGCGCAUAGAGCGCAACAGAAACAAAGUGUUGCCACCCGUGCUCCCCCGCAAAGAUCUUGGGGACCGGGGAGGGCAACGCAAGCGAAGCCUUCCAGGGGUAAGACAGAUCUGCGGACUGUCAUUAUCGCGAGGAAGGCUUCGAAGAAGUCCUGACGUCAGGGGUUCAGGACUUCUGAGGGCAGCCCCCUCCGGAGAGGGUCUUGUAAAAUUAAAAUCUAUAAUACUAACCCCUCUUCGGCGCCCUCAGGGGGCCGUUCUGCCAACCCCGCCGUCUCGUGCGUUACGGGGCGCAGCGGUCCCCACCGACCCUCUGAGGAGGGCCGGUCAGCGCUUGAUUCGACUCCUCCCUGCCGGUGCGCCGCUCCAGGGCGUCGAGCCAAGUGCUCAAAAAACACCAGAGACCAGCCUCGAGAGGUUGGUUCCCUUAGUAGAAUUUCUGGAAGAGUGGAAACGUCUUCCCAAUAUUUCUCAGUGGGUACUGCAGAUGAUAGAAAAGGGUUACAAAAUACAAUUCGGGUCUCGCCCGCCCCAGUUCAACGGGGUCCUCCCUACAGUGGUGGGCCCCCAGCAGUCUCUGGUCAUGGAACAAGAAGUUAUGACACUUUUGCAAAAAGGAGCUAUAGAGAGGGUUCCUCCUCCCGGCAAACAGUCAGGGUUUUACAGCCGCUACUUCAUAGUUCCGAAGAAGGAUGGAGGAUUGCGUCCUAUUCUAGAUUUACGCAUGUUAAAUCGCUCAGUACAAAAGCUCAAGUUCAAGAUGCUUACACUCAGACAGAUCACCACACAGAUCAGGUCCGAGGACUGGUUCGUGACAAUAGAUCUGAAAGACGCGUACUUUCAUGUGUCAAUCCAUCCUUCACAUUGGAAGUUCCUCAGGUUCGCUUUCGGGGGCGAAGCUUACCAAUACAAGGUUCUUCCGUUCGGCCUAUCUCUUUCACCCCGCACCUUCACAAAGUGCGUGGAUGCGGCUCUGGCUCCGCUGAGACUCCAGGGCAUCCGCGUGCUGAAUUAUAUCGACGACUGGUUGAUUCUGGCUCAAUCAGAGCAACAGGCAGUUCAACAUCGAGAUGUAGUUCUGUCACACAUGAGAAGGUUAGGGUUGAGACUCAAUACCAAGAAGAGUGUGCUUCUUCCAGCUCAAACUACCAGCUAUCUAGGGGUAGUUUGGAAUUCCACGACGAUGCAGGCACAUCUGUCUCCUGCCCGGGUGAAUUCUAUUCUCUCAACCGUGAAAGGGGUGAAAUUAGGCCAGUCACUCACUGUAAAACAGUUUCAGAAACUGUUAGGUCUGAUGGCAGCCGCUUCCAACGUGAUACCUUUUGGUCUGCUGCACAUGAGACCGUUGCAGUGGUGGCUCAGAACCAGGGGGUUUUCUCCGAGGGGAAAUCCUUUUCGCACAAUCAAGGUCACGCGGCGAUGCCUUCGCGCCUUGGCAGUAUGGAAGAAACCCUGGUUUCUGUCCCAAGGUCCUGUGUUGGGGGCUCCUUGUCGUCGCAAAAUGCUAACGACGGAUGCGUCUCUCACAGGCUGGGGGGCGAUCAUGAGUGGUCGCUCAGCUCAGGGUCUUUGGGGGGACCAUCAUCGUUCCUGGCAUAUAAAUCAGCUGGAGAUGAUGGCGGUAUUUCGAGCACUCAAAUACUUCCUCCCAGACCUGAGGGGCCAUCACGUGUUAGUUCGUACAGACAACAUGUCGGUGGUCUCCUAUAUCAACCAUCAGGGGGGUCUGAGGUCUCGCCAGUUGUGCAAAUUAUCACAUCAGAUCCUCCUAUGGUCCCAGGGGAAAUUUCUCUCUCUGAGAGCAGCUUAUAUCCCGGGACAUCAAAAUGUGGGGGCAGACAUCCUGUCGAGGCAGGGGCCGAGGCCCGGGGAAUGGAGGCUCCACCCCGAGGUGGUGGAGCUGAUAUGGAAGAAUUUCGGUCGCGCAGAAGUCGACCUGUUUGCCUCGAAAGAGACGUCUCAUUGCCCGUUGUGGUAUUCUUUGACCCAUCCAGCCCCUCUGGGGCUGGAUGCUAUGGUACAGACGUGGCCGAGGCUGCGUCUGUACGCUUUUCCCCCGAUCGCUCUGCUCCCCGGAGUUCUGGAGAGGGUUCGACGGGACGGGGUCCGUCUAAUAUUGGUAGCCCCGUUCUGGCCGACCCGGAUAUGGUUCACGGAUCUAGUAUCCCUCUUAGAAGGCUCCCCCAUGGAGAUUCCGAUCAGGCAGGACCUUCUGUCUCAAGCAGGCGGCUCAAUAGUUCACCCCCGCCCGGAGAUAUGGAAACUGUGGGCCUGGCCCCUGAGGGGGCCGAGCUCAUAG
Megalobrama amblycephala (Wuchang bream) is the source of this 2853-nucleotide messenger RNA. RefSeq lists its product as uncharacterized. Lineage: Eukaryota; Metazoa; Chordata; Actinopteri; Cypriniformes; Xenocyprididae. Gene Ontology annotation, molecular function: nucleic acid binding. The transcript has a single exon. The coding region runs from base 1 to 2853 and encodes 950 amino acids. The record is from RefSeq and is a predicted model, not a curated record.